AUGUCCUCCCCAACCAACUCUAUAACUGACAUUGACGAUUCUACCUUAAAUAAGAAAAGAGGAAGAGCUCAAUCAGUGGAUCCUGAAUCAACCCAGUCAACAGACGACGUAGUUACAAAAAAUGAAAACCCUUUAUCAACCGAAGUUUCUGCUCCAAAAAAAACUAAGCUUGAAGACGAAAAUGUGAAUACAAUUCGCAAAAAUAUGAAAGAUAUGUCAACACAGGAUAAAGUUUUGUCGACUGAAAGCCAAAGUACAAGUGCUAGUGGUUCCCAAAUAGACGAGGAGAAUGACGAUAUGAUACAUGGCCAGGAUACCAAAGACGACGAGAAACAGAAGAAUGAUGCCAUGAUAGAGAGUCAAGACGUCAAGCAAAAGGAUGAUGAUGGCGAUGAUAUUUUAGAAGAGAAACGAACCACAGGAGAAAAAGUCAGCGACAGCCAUACCGACAUCAUUGAUGAAAAGAAGGACGUAUUCAGUAAAUUCGGUGGUAAAAAUGAAGACGACGAUGAUUGGGGUGAGUUCGCUGCAGGUAGUGACGAUGAAGGUGAUACGGAGACUACAUCCAAAGACGACAAUGAUAAAAAAGAUAUGGAGAAGCAAAAGUAUACAUUUGGUGCCUCAUCUGGUUUCGGUACCAAGAAUUGGGCUUCCGUAAGCCCAGCCUUCCCUGUGAAAACUACAAAGCCAACAUUUGGAGGUUUUGGAACUACCACUGCUUUUGGUGGAUUCAAAUUGAAUGCAACAUCGUCCAGUAAUACUGCAGAUAGGGAUACUAAAAAUAAUGGCAUUGAUAAACCACCUGUUGUUUCUUUCGGAUCCUUUGACAAAACCACUGUAUCACCUUUAGCAGCACUUGCUACAGCCGCCAAAACAACAGAUGCUCUUUCUUCCAAUUCACCUUCAUCCUUAGAUUCACCUGAUAAUGAACAGAAGAAAAAAACAGGGAAUGGCACGGAUGGCAAAGCAUCAAAGUACGAAGAAGACUCAACCCAGCCGCAUACAUUUGGUGAAUCGGCAAAAGUUAAAGUGCCGGGUAUCCAAGAAACAGAGGUUAAAACGGGAGAAGAAGAUGAAGAUACAAUUUAUCAAGUGAAGGGUAAAUUAUUUAUUUUGCAAGACAGCGCAUGGAAAGAACGUGGCGUCGGUACAUUUCGUAUCAAUUUGAGAGAAGAUGAGCAAAGUGGCAAGGUUCAAACACGACUUGUCAUGCGUACAGAGUCCGUUUUUAGAGUGAUUUUAAAUUUGUUACUCUUCGAAGGUAUGAAGGUAUUCUUAAUGCAGGAAAAGUUUGUGAGAUUCGCAGGCUUCGAAACAGAGAAGAAAGAAGACGGUACUACAGAAACUAAGUUAGUCAGCUACGCUCUCAGACUAAAUAAUCCUGCUAUUGCGCAAGAAACUGCUGAUUACAUUCGCGCACAUAUCCCUACUUCUGAAACUGAUCCGUCGAAUGCAUAA
Messenger RNA from Mycotypha africana, 1458 nucleotides. RefSeq lists its product as uncharacterized. Gene Ontology annotation, cellular component: nuclear pore; cytoplasm. The record is from RefSeq and is a predicted model, not a curated record. The transcript has 6 exons. Gene Ontology annotation, molecular function: GTPase activator activity. NCBI's taxonomy places the organism in Eukaryota, Fungi, Mucoromycota, Mucoromycetes, Mucorales, Mycotyphaceae. Gene Ontology annotation, biological process: intracellular transport. The coding region runs from base 1 to 1458 and encodes 485 amino acids.